AUAAGUUUCAUGCAACCUCACUUUCAACUGGGAUAAGACAAUCUGCACAAUGUUACUCAAGGUAGCAGUAGCACUCCUGUUUGUCGGGGCUAUUACAGCUUUCGAUCUCGGUCAUUCAGAAGAACUCGCAAAACGAAAAGUUGGCGGUCCUAACUAUGUCUGUUAUCAACAUCCAUUGGACAUCGUUUUCAUCCUUGAUGCUUCAUCCAGUAUCUGGGCCCAGAACUUCACCAAAGCCAUAGCUUUCGUAAAUAGCUUCAUUAGUCCAUAUGAAAUUGGUCCAAACAAGGUACGAGUUGCCAUUGAAACCUAUGCCGAUAGAGUAUACACUGAAGAUGUCAUUCAAUUCAGAGAUUUCGUCACCAGUGAAACUCUCCAUGACAAAAUUGCUGGUUUGGUGUGGCAUCAUGGAUCCAGAACCGAAACUGGUAUGGGUAUUGCCUAUAUGACAGACCACAUAAUGCCAAAAGCUAGAUCAGGUCUUCCAAAGAUCUGUAUUGUUAUCACCGACGGCAAAUCUCAGGAAUCCGAAAAGACAGCUUCUGAAGCCAAACGAGCACGCGAUGCAGGAAUUGAUAUGUUCGCUAUUGGUGUAAGCAGGGCCGUUAAUGAAUCAGAAUUACAAAGUAUUGCUGGUGAUCCUGACCGAGUUAUCAUCGUAGAAACAUACUCCGAAUUGGAAGCUAUCAAAGAUAAAUUGUCUGGAAAGACUUGCAAAAAAAUACCAACUCCACCACCUACACAAGCUGCUGAGGAAUGUGGAAUUGAUCACCCUACCGAUAUCUACUACGUAUUCGACCCUGCUUAUCUUGGUAUGGAACGAGUUAACUGGGUCACCCAGUUCAUUACUUACACCAUUGAUGUCCGGGAAUUCGCCCACAUGAGAGUUGGUGUCAUCAGUGGAUCAUGCCCGUUGGAUGCUGGAUUCAACCUCAAACAAUAUCGAAGCUUUGAUGAGGUUGAAAAAAGACUUAGAACAUAUAAUAAACCCAAGCUCACCACACUUAUGAGGUCUCUCCCCUCUGCCUAUUCACGCAGAGAAGGUGGACGUCCUAAUGCUAGUAAAGUUGCAGUUAUCUUCCUCGGUGGUAAAAUCGACCAAAGGCAAGUUGAUCAAGCAGCCAAGGCCGCUAAACGAGCUAAAAUUCGAAUUUUCUUCGCUGAUGCUGGAAAUGCUGACUCACUUGAUGCACUUGAUGGAUUCAACUUGGCCCAAGCUGGAAGAGGUGCCAGGCUACAAGCCGAUGCUUUCGUCCAAGAAUUAUGCAGAGACUACUAAUCGCCCAUGUGAUAAAAUAUCAGGAUGUACCGUUGUCGAUACUCACGUGUUGUUAUUAAUUAUGGUUGUUGUAUAUAUAUAUAUAUAUAUAUAUAUAUAUAUAUAUAAAUAUGUAUACAAAUAAAUAAAUAUCUCAGUUAGCAAUUUAAA
Molecule: messenger RNA, 1429 nt
Organism: Patella vulgata (common limpet)
Lineage: Eukaryota; Metazoa; Mollusca; Gastropoda; Patellidae
Product: cartilage matrix protein
Exons: 8
Coding region: 50-1279 (409 amino acids)
Source: RefSeq, a predicted model, not a curated record